CACCCCUCCUAGACCUAUUUAAGAGCUGGCUACCAGAGGGGAAGGAUCUCUUCUGGAGAUCCUCCUCUUUGGUAUCUUCUAGUGAGCUCAACCCAAGGGUAAGCUCUUCUACUUAUUCUCUUUUGUGAUCCUUGUUUGCUUUGCCUUACUCUUUUGAUUAUAUUGCAAUUAUAACAUCUUGAUAUCUAUUGAUUAUACACAAUUGUAUUGUGAUUAUAACAUCUUGGUUAUACAGUUGUCUAGCUGAGUUUAAAAGUGUGUGCUGGAAGAAGGUUGUUACACAGUGCUCAUAAAGCAGUGGGCAGUGAAGUCUGAACAGGGGAUUAGGUAUGGGAAACAGCUUCUUUAAGAAGAGAAUGGUGAAAAUCAAUUUGCUGCAACAAACAGGUGCAAAGAACACUGCUGGGGGAUUUGGCAUAAGUUUUCCUGUGGGCUGGCUGCUCCAGUUUAUGUUUCAGUGCCUUUACUGUCAUUUUGCAUAGAUCUGGCGGUGCAUUGUCUUCCCUGAAAGGGUAAUCUAGCCUGUUCAAUAAUAACAACUCUCUCGUCUUGAAACAGUGACUUGUCAGAUUUUACAGCAUGAGACAAAAGGCUCCUUUGCUACAUUUCAGAAGGAGAUUGCAGUUGUAGUGUUCCUCCUUCACCAGUGUGCCUGGCACUUGAGAACAUGACUCAGACUUCCCUUUGUAAACGAAAGAGAGGAUCUUUAUGCAUUUGGAGGUUUUUGUUAUUGGUGGUCCCUAUUUUCAUAAUUCGUUUUGUGAUUUAAUACAUCUAGCUUACACUUAAAUCCUCUUCAGAAUUUGGUUUCGAAGAUUGGGUUUCAGUGAACUGAAACUUGAGCAACCUUGUCAAAAAAUCCUCUAUCCCUAAGAAAUGUCAAUUAAAAAUCAUGCUAGCUUUGUGAAUACUCCUUGCUGUGCAACAGAUUUGACCAGAAAGCUUAAGAAAGUAUUUGAAUGCAGUUUUGGAUCCCUUAAAGCAAGCAGAAAAGUGCAGUAGUUUAGAACUGUUGGCUGGAACAGGUCAGGAAGGAAUGUUUUCUUGUGGCUUUCUUGCUGGCUGCUUCAGGAAAAGAUAGAAAUAACACAAGUAACUGGAAUAAAAGUGCUCAGUUCUCAGUGGUAGGUAGGGAGCCCUGGAGCAAUAGCAUUGCUUUGAGUCUUUAUGCCCAAGCCCAGAUAUCUCAGCUUUGUGGAAUGACUUUGUUACAGGAUCAAUCCAAACACACCUUUACUGGCAACCAAAACCUGCUGUGAGUGGACAAAGUUUGUAGAUUCCAAAUUGCCUCAGUUAAUAAAAAGUGUUGACUAGGUUGCAUCUUCUCAAGUAUAAAUAAAAUUGUCUUGUAUUUUACCUAUUAAAUUUACAUGCUUCUUGCUGCUUCCAAUGUGGAAUGAAAGCUUGUCUCCUUCAACUUCCCUUCCAUAAAGGAAAACAAUGAGGAGCUUGUUCAGCUUCUGCAUGGAGAAGAAAUACAUUUGGGCAUUCUGUGGAGAAGAAAGGAAUUGCUGGCUUUCUCAUUGUUCUUGUUUCUUAAUUGGACAAUGCAAGUUAACUGUGACAAACCUCUGGAAAAUACCUAACAUAAAUGUGACUUUGUAACAUGCAAGACAUUGAUGCCAGGGGGAGUUCCCCUGCUUUCCUUCCACCUCAGAAUGGGAGCAGUCACAGGUCUUCUGGGUAUGUCCCGGGGAGAAUUGCUCCUCUUCGUCCCCCACCGCCUUCACACAGCCAUGUAUCAGCUGAAUUUACCUCUGCGAGACAAGAAGCCCGGGCCAUGUUCACAUCCUCAUCACCAGGACAGCACCGCCGCCAGGCAGAAGCCAACAGACAUAAAAAUACUCUCAUUUGCUUUGCUGUUUCUAGCUUUUCACUUUUUGUUGCACUGGGGAUUUUUAUGGGAAUAGCUUCGAAAUAUGCACCAGAUGAGAAUUGUCCUGAUCAGAAUCCUCGUCUGAAAAACUGGAGCCCUGGGAAGGAUCCUGAGAAGAAGAUUAUCAUCAAAAAGGGAGAUCUGUUUCGUCUGAACUCGGAUGCUACAGUACAUUCUAUAACCAUACAGGAUGGAGGUUUACUUGUUUUUGGUGAUGAUAAAGAUGGUUCUAAAAAUAUUACUUUGAGAACUCGUUUUAUCCUGAUAAAGGAUGGUGGAAUGCUUCAUGUUGGAGCAGAGAAAUGCCGCUAUAAAUCCAAAGCAACUAUUAUUUUGUACGGGAAGUCAAAUGAAGAUGCUGAUGUGCCAGAAUUUGGCAAAAAAUUUAUUGGUGUGGGCCCUGAAGGAACGCUGGAAUUGCAUGGGCAUCAGAAGCUAUCAUGGACUCUUCUGUCAAAGUCUAUGAAUUUCUCAGGGCUGGCCUGUGGUCAUUAUGCAUUUAAAAAGAAUUUUUCCCGAGGACUAAAUGUGAGAGUGAUUGAUCAGGACACGGCGAGUGUUUUGGAAGUGUUGAAAUUUGAUACUCAUGAGUUUUCAGAAGAAAGCUUGAAACUCCAGAACUUACUGAAGAAUAGAAGUCCUGGUCGCAUUAUCGCUAUUGCUGUAGGAGAUUCAGCUGCUAAAAACUUACUGGAAGAAACUAGAGUGACUAUUCAAAAUCUUCUGGGAAGUAGGUUUGUCAGAGGAUUGAGUUACAGGCAAGCCUGGGCUUUAGUUGGUGUUAUAGGUGGUGGGAAUUCUUCCUGUAAUGAAUCAGUGCGAGACUAUGAAAAUCACAGCACCGGUGGGAAAGCUCUUGCUCAGAAAGAAUUUUUCACAGUGGAUGGUCAGAAGUUUGUUGUGAGAGCUUACAGUGAAUGGAAUGAUGGUGUCCCAAUUUCAGGCUUCCAGGUAGAACCUGUUGGUGGAGUGAUAUUGAAUCUUCUGGAUGAUGUUAGCAGUUGGCAGCCUGGAGACCGAAUUGUGGUUGCAAGUACAGACUAUUCAAUGUAUCAGACAGAGGAGUUUACACUCCUUCCCUGCCCGGAGUGUACCAAGCACCAGGUCAAAGUCAAAGAAAAACCUCAAUAUCCCCAUGUGGGAGAAGUUAUUGAUGGAGUGGACAUGAGGGCAGAAGUUGGAGUUCUCACAAGGAACAUCUUAAUCAAGGGAGAGACAGAAAAUACCUGCUAUCGUGAAAAGGAGUGUCAGUUUUUCAGCUAUGAUACGUUUGGUGGACAUAUCAAGAUUUUGAAGAAUUUUACAUCUGUUCAUCUCUCCUAUGUGGAAUUAAAGCAAAUGGGCCAGCAGCAGAUAGGAAGUUACCCUGUUCACUUUCACCUUUGUGGGGAUGUGGAUGAAAAAGGAGGUUAUAGUUCUAAGACUUACCUUGAUGGUCUUUCCAUUCAUCACUGUUUCUCCAGAUGUGUGACUAUUCAUGCAACUAAUGGCUUACUGAUAAAGGACACCAUUGGCUAUGACACACUAGGUCACUGUUUCUUCAUAGAGGAUGGCAUUGAGCAGAGGAAUACUCUCUUCCACAACCUUGGACUAGUCACAAAACCAGGCACUAUUCUUCCUACGGAUAGAAACAGCACCAUGUGUACUGGCAUAAGGGAUAAAGUGUAUGGAAGUUACGUUCCCGUGCCAGCCACAGACUGCAUGGCAGUUUCAACCUUCUGGAUUUCUCAUCCCAACAAUCACCUUAUAAGUAAUGCAGCAGCAGGUUCACAGGACGCUGGAAUAUGGUAUUUGUUCCACAAAAUUGCUACAGGAGAUUCUCAUGGUCUAGGUAUUGAAACAAAGUCAGAGCUCACACCCCUAGGAAUCUUCUAUAACAACAGGGUUCAUUCUAAUUUUAAGGCUGGUUUGUUCAUUGAUAAGGGUGUUAAAACAACUAAUGCUAGUGCUGAUGAUCCCAGAGAAUAUCUUUGCUUGGACAACAACGCAAGGUUUCGUCCUCAUCAAGAUGCAGACCCUGAAAAACCCCGAGUUGCCGCCCUGAUUGAUGGAUUAAUCUCUUUCAAAAACAAUGAUCAUGGUGCUUGGGUCAGGGGAGGAGAUAUCCUCAUUCAGAACUCUGGGUUUGCAGACAAUGGAAUUGGUUUGACAUUUGCCAGUGAUGGGAGCUUUCCAAAUGAUGAAGGUGCCAGCCAAGUGGUGUCCGAAUCUCUGUUCAUAGGGGAGAGCAAGAAUUACGGGUUUCAUGGUGGUCAAAAUAAAUACACAGGCUCUGGAGGAAUAGACAAUAAGGUGCGCACUCUACCUAGAAAUCGGACAUUUCCAAUUAGAGGUUUUCAAAUUUAUGAUGGGCCUAUUCACCUCACUAAGUGCACGUUCAGGAACUUUGUGCCAACUCCAGACAGAUUUACCAGUGCAGUUGGUUUCUUGAUGAAAAAUCCUUGGCAGAUGACACCAAGAAACAACAUUUCUCUUGUAAAGUUUGGUCCAAAUGUUUCUCUGAAAGCCUUCUUUGGAAAACCUGGUCCCUGGUUUGAAGAAGUAGAUCUGGAUGGUGACAAGAACUCAAUAUUCCAUGAUCUAGACGGUUCAGUGACUGAUUAUAAAGAUACGUAUGUGGGCAGAAUGGAUAACUACUUGAUUCAACACCCCAAAUGCAUUAAUAAUACAGAAUGGAAUGGAGUGAUCUGCAGUGGGACCUAUGCACAGGUCUAUGUUCAAACAUGGAAUGGACAGAAUCUUUCCAUGGCUAUUGUACGAGAUGAGUACCCAUCCAAUCCUAUGGUUCUUAGAGGGAUUAAUCAGAAAGCUGUCUUUCAGCAGUACCAGCCAGUAGUAAUGCUUCAGAAGGGCUACACAAUACAUUGGAAUGGAAAAGCACCAAAUGUCACGUAUCUUUACCUCAUUAACUUCGAUAAGAAUGACUGGAUUCGUGUUGGUCUUUGUUAUCAACCAAAUACUGAUUUUACUAUAGUUCUGGAAACCUUUCAGAGGAAGUCGUCUGCUCUGUCGAGUAAGGUAGAACGCUACACACCUGUACCUUCAAUGCUGGAGCUUGAAAAGAAUCGAUCAGACAAGAAGUUUUAUUUUGACAACAGUACUGGACUACUGUUUUUAUUUCUUCAAGCCAAAUACAAUAGGGAUGGUCACAGUUAUUGCUCAUCUCAGGGAUGUGAAAGGAUCAAGAUUGUGACCAAAGAUUCAGCAAAAGGGGUCAGUAACUGCAUGGCAAAAGCUUACCCAAAGUACUACCAAGGACCAGCUGUCAUAAAGCAGAUGCCAGUAAAAACUACUGUACCGUGCACAAAGUGUGGCACAACUCAGAUGGUAUUCACCAGCGAUCCUCACAAAAACUACCUCCUUGUGCAGAUUAAUUUAUCUGGUAAAAAUGAGUUAAGCAGAGCUCAGCAAGCAUUUAUUUCCGUCAAUAACACAAUGUUUUCCUUCAAGGAUAAUGGUAUACUCGUUGUUGUAGUUGAUGCCUGCACUGGCACAGUGUCAGGAAAUAAUUUAUUUUCCGGAGCAGACAUUAAGCGUGUAGGUGGCUAUUUAAAGUCUGAAAUACCACAAAGGUCUGUGGUUCUACUGAGCACAAGAGGCGAGGUAGAAAUUCCUAGUAACUUAGCAGAAGCCUUAAAGUCCUUGGGGACAGCCAAACCACCUUACCUUCAGAGCAAUGGAAGUGUGGCCUUCCUGGGCUUCAGAGGAAACUUUAAGCCAUCUUGGAUUAAGCUGUUUACCAGUCCUGCUGGUCAUGGGCAAAUUCAGAUAGAAAAGUAUAUCCCUUUGCAACUGGAAGAAUAUGGCUGUACCAGAGCUAUCAAGAGUCGACGGAAAGACCUCGAGCUUCUGAAGAAGGCUACAAGAUCUUAUUAAAGACUAAGCUGUACAUAAAAACUGGGGGAAGAAAAUGUGAACUAACUUAUUUUUAAUUUAUGGCAUUUUAAACUGUGUUGUUAUUCAAGGAAAUCAUGUUAUUAUCUGACAGACGUUUGCCAUCAUUGACCGCUUGAAUGCCAGUCUGUGCACCUUCUAGUUGUACAAAAUAUGGAAGAAUUUAUUAGUAUUUGUAUAAACAGGUUUCAGAGAUUUUUCAGAUGUUUGUAUUUACUGUAAACAAUUUUUUCUGUUUAAUACUCCUUUUGUAUUUAAGAGAGUGUUCAUAAAAGCCUUAAAUUUUUGAUAGCUGGUGUUGGAGUGCUAUUUGGAUUACUUGAAAGAUUAACAGUUAGGUCUCUCUAAACAGCUUGAAUUGGUCAUUGUAACUUAGUUUACUUGCAUUUUCCCUCUGCUGUAUCCAGGUUUUCCUGAGAGUUUAUUUAGCAGGAAGUUCAGUUACAUUCUCAAAUUACUUUCCAGGGUGUUAAAAAACAAAAAAAUUCCUAUUAUGCUUGCAGUUGUGCUCAAGGAGUUUUAACUGCAGUAAAAUUUUUGAUUUGCUGUACGAAAGGUGGAGAGGGGGGAUUUGGAGACCUAGCCUGGGCUGGGUGGGGAUUGUGUACUGUGCAACAGAGUUUUUACGAGGCCAUGUGUGGCGGUGUGACAAGAGCAGAAAAUGACUGUCAUUCUUCAGGAUCGCUGUUUACUACUCACUCCAACAGGAGUUACUAGUAAGAGUUACUUCAUCAGUUAACUUGUCUGUUAAGACUGGGCACAGCUGGACAUUUUCUUUUAAAGCUCUUAAGCAGAAAGGCAGAACUGAGAAAAUAGUCAUUCUCAGGUUGUUAUGAAGCUGAGCUUCUACUCCUUCUGUGAUUAAGGCUAUCGCAGCUCUGAAUUUUGAGAGGAAGGUGUGCUCAGUUCAUUCCAUCAUGCUAUCUAUUUUGCCUUAACUUUUGAUUCUUUUUAUUGUAACCCUGUUGGUAAUUUCUGUUAUUAGCUGUCUUUGAUUUCUGUUGGGUUUUGUUGCAAUUGUUUUACCUUUUCUAUAGGUGGUGGGGAAAUGGUUUAGAAGAACUGAGAUACAGCUGCCCAUUUUCAAGAAUCUAGUCUUUGAAAUUAGAUUUCAGAGACUGUAGAGAUGCAUUUCAUAAUAGGGAAAAAUAGGUGCCACAGAGCUGAAAAUAUAACUAUAGUUCUAAUAAAACUGACAUCGUUCCUUGUUACUGUACGUGUUCUCAUUCAUUCUAGCUGUUGUUAUAUAUGUACCAUCCGGAGAUGCUAUGUGCUUUGAAUUUAAAAUGGAGUGGCUGUUGAAAAUGAACUGUUCACUUGUCUUCUCCAAAGAAGUUGAAAAACAGGGGAUUAUUAUUUUUUUUUUUUUGUGCUUUAAAGGAGAGGAGGCACAGUAGCAGACCUAUUAUUCUAUUCAAUUAAAAUAUGCUACCUCAGUGCUACCAUUAAACUGCCUGAUCAUAAUACCUUUUUUUCCUAAGUAAGAAAGGAGGGGAAAGGAACACAACACAAGAUGAAGUUAACAUACAGAUGACUGAUUUUAUUUUAUUGCAAAACCAAGCCAAAUGGAUGAUUAUGUAUUUUGCAGUUGUUUUGAUGCACAGUUGCUAUAAUGCUUAAAACGAAAAGUGUUUUGUAUGUGUGGUAAAUUUUUAAGACUAGCUAUAAUGUUUGGUAUUACUAAUGCAGACUUUGUGAUUUACUUGCUCGGAGUGCAGUAGGGUUAGUGUCUGGGGAUUGCAAUGAUCUUAAGACUUCCAUUGUUCUGAUCUGUGGGUCGUGCUUAGCAGAGAAAUGCCUUUUGGAUAGUGACCUUCAGGCUUCUGAAGUUGGCCAUUGUUUGAGAUUCUGCUGCUUUAAGCCAUCUUUUGUAAAAACUGUUCUUGGAAACCUCAAGGCUACUCAAGUGUAAGGAGUACUGAUAGACAAUUGGACCUGAAGUUAAACUGUCAUCUUUUGUGUGAACUUAAGCAUUUGAUAAAUAGCAUAAAUAAAUUUUUACAUCUG
This is a messenger RNA of Lagopus muta (rock ptarmigan), 7777 nucleotides long. RefSeq names its product cell migration inducing hyaluronidase 2 (gene CEMIP2). Lineage: Eukaryota; Metazoa; Chordata; Aves; Galliformes; Phasianidae. The transcript has 24 exons. Bases 1607 to 5752 code for a protein of 1381 amino acids. The record is from RefSeq and is a predicted model, not a curated record.